AUGAAUCCCACCAACAUUCCCGUUCCCGGCAGCUUUGCUGCCCAGAAGGAGUUCGCCUUCCAGGCAGUGGCGGCGGGGAGGCUCGCCUCCAUCCGGGUCGCCCCGAAGCGGGUGGCCAAGCCCAAGAAGGCGGCCAAGACCCCGGCCGCCGCUCCUGGCCCCGCCGUCGCCUCCGGCCGGGUCACGAAGAAGAGGGGCGACAGGACGGCGAGGGUUGAGACCCCCGUCCUGACCGUGCCGGCAGUUCCUCAGGGGACUACCGUGCCCCCUCUUCCUUUCGUGCCCGCCGCUCCUCAGGGGAUUGAGACCCCCCUGUUUGAACAACGUCUCCCCUUCGUGCCAGCUGGCUAUCUCCCCGGUGGGAGCCAGAUUUAUGGCAUCCCAUCGGUCACUGGGACCGCCCAAUCCCAGUUUCUCUCCCCUCCUCCUCCUCCCCAGCCGCAAUCUUUCGAUUGCGGCUUGUCCGAUUUGAGCAGCCAGCCCAACGGGGCGGCUGCUCUGUUCACCCUUCCUGGCUACCAGCCACCGCAGCCCGCUAGUGGCUGCUUUAUUCCUCAAAGCCAGCCAAUUUUCCAGGCUGCCCCUCCCGUUCCUCCUAUGCCCCUGCCAGAUGUCGGCACUGACCUCAGUCUCGACGACAUCUUUGAGGCUUGUUUCUCUUCCGCUCCCUCUGAUCUUCCUGCUUCAUCGCAGGCUCUUCUCACUCCUCCCGCCGAAGAUCUCCUUGCUUUGCCUUCGCAAGGUUACUUUGACCCCUCACAAGGUCUGCUUGCUUGCUCGCAAGGUGGAUUGACUCUCCCGCAGGAUACCUUUACUCUCCCUGAGUAUGCUCUUGCCCCCCGUCAAGGUGUCUCUACUCCUCCGCUAGACCGCCUUACUCCACCCACACAAGAUCUCCCUGCUCCGUCAAAGGAGCCCUCCGCUCCCUUGGAGGCCACCCCCUCCCCCUUUGAGGACCCUGUUGCUUUGGAUCCGAUCCCCAGCUUGGAAGAUUUGUCGUGGGGUGUCAGGUGGAUCAUCAUCCGGAUCCUGAACGAUGAGGAUCGCUUCGCCAAGGUUGUCACGUUUACCUUGCGCCUAUCUCGUCAGCAGGUCCAGGAGUUUCUCGAGAUCUACUUGAGAGAGGAGUACGCGUGGCGCGUUUGGGAGGAGUAUGUCCUCACGAUUCCUCACAUGCCUUUGCUUGAGCACGCACUUGAGAAGAGGAUCACCGUCCCCGCCCUUCUACACUACAACCGUCCGGCACUUCUUACGGACAACAUUUCUCUAGAGGAUGAGGAGCGAGGAGUUUUGUUUUUGCAUGAGAGGAGGAUGCAUGGUUUGGUUGCUUUGUUUCGUUUGUUUUGCGCUGAACCCUACAAGGACUUUUUGCCUCUACGGAUUGAGUGGGAGAUUUUCCAGGAUGGUAUUGACAAGCAGAUCGUUCACCAGGCCGUGGAACUGGGAUGGGCUAAUCCCAAUCUCUUAAAUGUUCGACCUGCUGCGCCAACUACCAACGUUCCUGUGGAUGAUUCGCCACUGCGGUAUCAAGGGGGAUUUGCGCCUCGUUUCGGUGUUGUUGGACAGCGUGUGCCUUUGCACCGCAAGGAAGGGGGUUACGGUAAUGAGUUUAACGAUGCGAAUGACCUGAAUGAAGACUAUGAUUCUGAAGAGACACAAGUUGACGAUGACAAGACUCUGUCUCCCGACCAGGCCGACAAGCCCAACACAGACGCCAGAUCAGAUCUUGAACAACCCAAGGAUCAACCCUCUGCCACCUCGAACACCCUCGUUCAGCCCACCACGAACAACAGCGGCAACGUUUUUCCUGUCUCAGAGCCCCUGCCACCACUGCCCUUCCUGCCAGGGCCUUUCGGAUACCGGCCAUCCCAACAGCAAGAAAAUUUCCUACAUGUUGCGUUCGGUCGACGGCACCCCCGGGCACGCAGAUAUGUCCCCGGGUGCUUUGCCAACUCUCUUCUGGAAGAGGGACGAGACUGGGUUCCAUGCAGAGAGGCUUGUUGGCCUCAGGGGGCUUACGUUAACCUGGGACCCCGUACUCUCCAAGCAUACGCGGACGUCAUUGUCGAGUGUGCUCGCCAUGAGACUGGGACAACUGGGAGUGUGUCAGCUCAAGGCAUGCCAAACGCGAGUCACCGUUCGGUCACAAACGGCAGACAGACAGUGACGAACGGACAGGUUCAUCAGUGUGAGGCAGCUGCAGCUCAUCGCGCAAACAGCUCUCCCCACGAAGACCCUCACCAAGGCUCAGCCGAGAACCUCUUCAACGCUUUUUGGUACCGGCAGGCGUAUGACGAAUACAUGGCCGAGGGGAUGGAUGUCGAGGGGGCUGAUCAGCUCAGCGAGAACGGUUCAUUCGUCGACGAAGAAGAUACCGACUGCGAGAUGUUUGCGGCUCCGAGUGCUUCGACACUACCUGAAUACCGACUGGCCAUGCUUGGAGGCGCCUCAGACACCGCCAAUACGACCCAAGAUCUUUCCGAAAUGGCACCAUCUGCUCAACUUCGUCACUACCUCGACACCCAAUUUGCUCACUACUUGCCCAAGAAAUCCACCACUGCGAGAAAAAGUUCCACCAGCAAUAACCGCAGCCGGAAGAAGCAGUCGUCGGAGAUGCUUGCGGAAGAUUGGGAGGGAGGCUAUGAUAUCGUUCUCCCAGAGGCCGAAAAGGAUACGGCAUACUGUCCCAAGAGAGGUGAUCGGAAGAAGAGAUCCAGAAAGGCGAAUGAUGGUGGGAGACAGAGGAAGUCGGCCGUCAAAGACAUUGAGAAGAAGAGCAGGGGGACGACUGUGGCAGAGGGAAAUGGAAACGAAGGUCCAAAGGAUGGACAUUCUGCUCUUGAAGCUAACAAAGAGAGCGAGCCCAAAAUCACCGAAGCGCAACGCACUGCAAACACAGAGACACCAGCUCGGAAAGACCCCAAAAACACUACAAACAACGAACCAGCAUCUUCUAGUCGAAUCAAGAUUGUUCUCAAGUCGUCGUCACAUACCCCGACUAGUCCCGCCGAGAGCACCACAAAGAGCAACUCACCAAUUUUCGGAGUCGACCGCAACUCAAUCGUCGCAGGCACCCGAGACAGAGUCCAAAUGGCUCACUACGCCUGGAGCGCCGAAGAAGCCACCUUUGCUUCUAUUUCCACCCACGCGCGAUUCGCCCAGACAGCCGAUCGCAUCGUCAAACCACCCUCAAUGGGCAAGAUAAUCUCGGUCGACAUGUCUACCGAGUUGACCGAGCUACAGCGACUUCAGACGGCGUUCGAAAACAUAGAGGGUGCACAGAAGGCGCAGGGUGCUCAGGAUGCAGAGAGGGCAAAGUUUGCUGGGUGUGCAGACAGGGCCAUGUAUGCGGUGCAGGCUGAGACUGCUUGCUUUGCGGUUGAGGUUAGGGAUAAGGAUGGGGAUUGUGAGAUGAAGGAUGUGGAGUGA
Messenger RNA from Fusarium vanettenii 77-13-4, 3429 nucleotides. RefSeq lists its product as uncharacterized. NCBI's taxonomy places the organism in Eukaryota, Fungi, Ascomycota, Sordariomycetes, Hypocreales, Nectriaceae. Bases 1 to 3429 code for a protein of 1142 amino acids. The transcript is spliced from 8 exons. The record is from RefSeq and is a predicted model, not a curated record.